Molecule: messenger RNA, 9252 nt
Organism: Xyrichtys novacula (pearly razorfish)
Lineage: Eukaryota; Metazoa; Chordata; Actinopteri; Labriformes; Labridae
Source: the annotation of a GenBank genome assembly
AAUCAGCGUCCGCGCUCUGAACGUGUCCACAUGUGCUGGGUUUGGUUGCAGUGAAUCCAUGUGGGUACAGUGUUGACUUGUUGGUAGAGUUAGCUCCAUAUACUGCUGUCAUUUAAGGCGAAACGUUUAUUUUAAUGUAUCACAAUGUCUUCGUCUUUCUUUAUUAAGAAGAAAGGAAACCCUAAAACAACGAAAAAGGGGCAAAAUACAUCGGGAACGAAACGAAAGGUGAGUUAGCCGGUUAGCUUCUGUUAGCUCUUAAAAUCAUGUGAAGCACCAUAUCAAUGUUUGUAAGCUAUCACACACCUUCUGAUCUAAAAUCUUCUUCUUUCUGUUGUAUCAGGGUGAUGUGGACUCGCGAGGAAAGAGCAAAAUUCCAGCAAAGAAAUCAUCAAAACAUAAUGAGGAGAUUUCCAGUGACUCUGAGCCUGAGAGGUUGAUCUCUACACUCUUAUUUAAAGAUUUCAGUCUGAAUUUAAAAAUGAAAUCAUGAUUAUUAAUAUAAUUUUGUAUCUUGAUCUGCAGCCCCGCAGUCCCCAGGAAGAGGCAGUCUAAAGAAGAGCCUGAAUAUGAGGAAACACCUCAGGAGAAGAAGCUGAGGUUAGCUAAACUUUACCUCGAGCAGCUGAAGGAAGAAGGUAGGCUCACAUGUGUGUGUGUUAUAUGUGUGCUUACGUGUGCUUACAUGCUAUAUAUAUGUUUAUAUAUUUAUUCUUACCAGUAACUUGUAUGCCCAUGUUUACACACAUUUUGAUCUGAUCUCAUCAGAGGAGAAGAAAGCUGAAGAUGACUCCUUUGAGACUGACCUCAUUGCUGGCAGACUUCAAGAAGAAGUGGUAAGAGAGUCCUCUGCAUCUUUUUUCUGACACGAUCAUCAAAAAUAAGUGAAUUUUUAACAAAUGAAGUAAAGUUGCAGCAUGAUCACCUGUCAGUUCAUAUUUAGCAGCUUUAACUCUGUUGUCUUCUGUGUCUAAAAUAUUCACAAGGUUGUGCGGUUUACAUUUAUUUAUUAUCCUACCACACAUACCUCCUUCAGUAGAAUAUGGUGAUUUAUGCAGCCCCGAUAUAAUCUCUAAACUCUAAAAUAAAUAGCAUCUCUGUCAGAAGCAUUCUUGAAACUUCACCUCCUGCCAUUCCGUAUGAAAUUGAAGAUAUCACUGAUUUUCGAAAGUUUUAAGAGGAUGGCGAUAGAUAGCACAGUUUCAUAUCUCUAAAUUUUAUUCUGUUAGUGGUUUGACAUCUACUACACUUAUUUUUUGCCAUGAACCUUUUCAGAAAUGGCAACCUUUUAAAAUAGUUUUGUACUCUGUUUCAACUGUGAGGCAGAUGAUCAGGAACAUUUCAUAAGCAAUGAUAGCACUGAACUAUUUUCAGUUGAUUUUGGGAGGUCACAUGAUUUUUGGUGUGAUGAAUCUGGGAGUUAAAACAUCUUGCUGGUGUGUACUGUGUGAAAGAUUGUAGAUUUUAAUAUUCUGAUUUGAAUAGAUCAUAUAAUAUGAAUAUGUAUUGAGUAAAUAAGACUCAUGUACAUAUCUUUUUUAACUUUUAAGUUUCUUUAUCCUUUAAUUUCUUUUUCUAUCUGUGUUUAUGCUGCUGUUAUUAGGCAUUUCCUUCUGUGGGACUAUAAAUGAAUAUUGUAUCUUAUCUUGAAUUAUUUUGAAUAUAAACAUUUUUUGGUGAAAAAACAGGCCUAUAUUCCCUCUUUGUGAAAACGACAGUUCUUUUUUACUUUCAUGUGUGAAUCUCCACAUGUUGGUCCAUGUUGUUCAUGUUGUCUUGUUUGUAAUUUUCAGCUUGAACAACAAGGAAAGCUCCAACGACUUAUUGCCCAGGAUGUAAGUGAUUUUUUUUGUCAUCUUUUCCCUCUUGCUUCAUGAUUUAGAGAAAGGUUUUUAAAAAAACUGACAUUGAUUGGAUUUUCAUUCUGUCUUUCAGCUCAUGCCACCAGAUGCUUCAGAAAUCCGACUGCUAAGAGGACACAAACUUCCAAUCACCUGUCUGGUUAUCUCCUCCGAUGACAAGUACAUCUUUUCUGCUGCCAAAGACUGCUCCAUCAUCAAAUGUUAGUAUACGAGUAAAUCUUCAAAAUGUAUUAAAAUUUUUCAUGGUGAAUUUGUAUAAAAAUGAAGAGUGUCCUGUCUUGUUGCUUAGAUUUAUGGUCUUGAUUUAUCAUUCUCAGCUAAGUGGAGAUUUUUUUCUUUUUCCAGGGGAUGUUGAAAGUGGAAAGAAACUCCAUACAAUCCACGGUGGUAGGAAGGGUACAGAGGAUCAGCAUGUGGGACAUACGGCACAUAUCCUGUGCAUGGCCAUUUCAUCAGAUGGAAAGUACUUGGUCAGUAAUUCUGUUUCAGUGUAGCAUGCAUUUAACAGUUUAUACUGUAAAGCAGCUGUUGUUGUUCAUGUUUGUCCCUCUUUCUUUACAUUUGUUUAGGCCACUGGAGACAUGAACAAACUGAUCCUGAUCUGGGAGGCAGAAACAUGUAAACAUCUUUAUAAAUUCACAGGACACAAAGGCCCAGUGUCGGUUGGUAUCCUCCUUUUUCUGAAAAACCUCCAAGAUAUCAAAGUUGUGCAUUUUCUCCAUGUCCAUCACACCACAUGUCAUAUCCUCCUCAGGGUCUCUCGUUCAGGAAAGGAACUCAUGAUCUGUACAGCGCCUCUCAUGAUCGCUCCGUCAAAGUGUGGAAUGUGGACGAGAACGCCUACGUGGAAACUCUGUGGGUGACUGAUUAGAUUAUAAUUCAUGAAUCUAUCAAACACAUUCAUUCAUCUGAACUGUGUGACCUCCGUUGUGAUUGUGGCUGGCUGUAGAUUCGGGCAUCAGGACGCCAUCACAGGACUGGAUAGUCUGAGCCGUGAGCGCUGCGUAACAGCAGGAGGGAGGGACCGCACCGUGAGGGUGUGGAAGAUAGCAGAGGAAUCUCAGCUGGUGUUUCACGGUCACGAGUGAGUUUCUCUUUCAUCUGUUGUUCCUCUGAUGCUCUUUGCACCAUUGAGUCCAGAUCUGAUGUGUCAGAUGAACAAGAAACAUACUGGCGCAAAGUAACAGACCGAAAGACACAUAAAAAAACAUUCUUUUUUUAAAAAAAACUUUUUAGGUAAAGUUCGUAACAGUGAGUUAUUAAGAUUAAGUAACUUUGUGCCAUUGUCAACUUGACACCUUGAAACUGCUCUGUGCUUCCUGAGGGAGGGGUCUCCUGAUCUAAGUCAGAAUCAGAAUCAGAAGGGGUUUUAUUGCCAUUGUUGAUGAACAGGAUUCACAGACUAGGAAUUUUUUACAGCAUGGUGGUGCAACAAUAAACGGAGAAUAAUAUAUAAAAUACUAGAAUAAAAACUAAUAAGAGCAUGCAGGAAAUAUAUAAAGUAUUAAAGUAUAAAAGGCUAUGUACAACUACACUACAGAACAACAGUGCGGUAGGAGUAGUGCAAUUAAAAAACCAAGGUACAUUAAACUAAGUGACCAGUGAUAAAGUGACAGAGUUAAAGUGACUGAGUUAUGAAGUGUUCAUGAGGGGAAGAAACUGUUCUUAUGGCGGGGGGGUUCUGGUCCAAAUGGACUGUAGCCUCCUGCCCGAGGGGAGUGUCUCAAAUAGUCCAUAGAGUAAGUGUCUUAACUCUAGAAUUUUGCAGAGGUUGACAGAUGUUGUUUAAGUGUAAAGUAAGUCAGUAAAUUUUAUUUCUAUAGCACUUUUCAUAGAUGAAAUCACAAAGUGCUUUACAAUAAGGAUAAAAUGCAAUAGGAUGCAGAGAAACAAAAUACAUAUUAUGACACAGAUACAAAUACUUCACAGAGGCCCCACAGCGUCAACAUCAGCUAAAAGCCUGUCUAAAAAGACACUUUCAGUAGACUCUGUGCUGCGUUAGGUAAAUGGUAGUGCAUUCCAGAGGUGAGGGGCACUGGCCUGGAAAGAGCGGUCACCUCGUGUUUUAAAACGGGUGCGAGGGACCAUCAAGAGUUUGUGGUCUGAUGACCUUAAGGAACGUGAGGUGGAAUAGGGUCUCAGUAACUCAGUGAUGGAUGAGGGAGCUUGAUCAUGGAGGGCUCUAAAAGCAAGAACUUAAAUCUUAAAAUGAAUCCUAAAAGUAACUGGUCACCAGUGGAGGGAAUAUAAAAUUGGGGGCAAUGACCAGAGUUUCAGUUUUGGCAGAGUUCAGUUGAAGAAGGUUGUCAUUUAGCCGUUGUUUGAUGGCAGUCAAACAGGCCGUUAAGUUGUCUAACUUAUGUAGCUCGGUCUGCUGGUAGGAGCAGUAUAGCUGAACAUCAUCAGCAUAUAGGUGAGAAGAGACAUCACAGAACUCACUGAUAAGCUGUCCAAGAGGGGUCAUGUAAAGCACAAACGGUCCCCUUUUAGCUCUGACUUCACAUCCAAACACAUCUCUGCUUAUACAGAAGGCCACCAUCAAAAAAUCGUCUCUCUUCCUCUUUUUCGUUGUUCCUCUGCCAACAAGAUUCGCUUACUGCCACCGCUCAUUAAAUUAUAAAUAAAACACAAGGCUCUGAUUUCACUGGUCUGGGUGCAAAUUUCUGUGUGACAGCUUGUUAGUGUCAGGUUUUUAUCAUUGAGCUUUUGCACAUGCAGAUGUUCUUGUGAUUUUGGCGUAGUCAUCUGAUGUUGGCCACAUUUAAAAGACGAGCGAGCAGGCGAGUACUUUAGAGCUCGUGGUGUUCAGAAAGCUUGUUAGCCAAAGUCAGCAAGAUUUAUGACAUACUUUGUAAGCAGAAAACCAGCUGAAAUCUAGAAUCAGUUCAUUUAGAGCGAGAGUUUUACCCACAAAAACAAAACUCUGAAUCUGCAACAUCAACAAUUCUGAUUUCAUUAACAAAGGGAGAGAUUUCAAACAGUGAAUUUCAGGUAAGCUGUAGUCUGUGCAGUAGUGUGACUGACAGGUGUGUUUGCUGCUGGCAACAGCACGCUCAGCUGAACCCAACAGCUGGUAGCACAGCGUGCCAUCUAGAAAUGUUGAACAGGAAGUAAAAAUAAAGUUUUAAUAAAGAAUUUCUGUCAAAUUUAAUUCCGUUUCAGUGCUCAUGAACAUAUGAACAGAGAGACAGCUCUCACCACGAGUGACUUUGUCUCUGUUUGGUUUCUCUGCAGGGGUUCCAUAGACUGUGUCCAGCUAAUAAACGAGGAGCACAUGAUCACAGGAGCCGAUGAUGGGUGAGAUAUUUACAGCUUCCUCACUCAGUCAAGUCCUGAACCAGAUUCACAGAUUCUCUAAACUGUCUAUCUUUUUUUUUUUCUUCGCCCUCUCUUAAUAAUCGGGACCACCUCAGCUCUGUGUCUCUCUGGAGCGUCAACAAGAAGAAGCCUCUCAGCACGGCGAAGCAGGCUCACGGUUGCCAUGGCGAUGCGGGGCUGGAGCAGCCUCACUGGGUUGCUUCAGUGGCGGCGCUUCAGAACUCGGAUACUGUUGCCUCAGGUGCCUCUGGCUGUGAGAGUCCUCCUUACCAGCUUUCUCAUAACACACACACACAUACGGACAGACACACACAGACACACAGACACACACAGACACCGGGCAAGACGAAUAAUUUCCACAUUUUCUUUUAUGUGACCUCAUUUAUUGAUAAACUGAAAAACUUGGCCCUGCUUAAGCGCUCUGCGUACCCAAAGUAGUCACUGCAGUGUGUGUUUUCAGCUGUAUGUGUUAAUAUAAAGUUUGUCUGUUCCUUCUGUUCAGGUUCACACAACUCACAGGUGCAGCUGUGGAAGUGUGGUCAGAAUUAUCGGAGGCUGGAGCCUUUAUUCAACAUACCAGUGGUGAGCUUUAAUUCUUCCCUCUCUUGAAAAGGUCACAGUACUAUCAAACAUGUUUUCAGCUAAUUAUAAAGAUGUUAAAGACAAUAAAUCUUGUCUCAUUCCACCCCCUCCUCCACUCUCUCUCUCCCAGCCCGGCUUCAUUAACAGUCUCAAGUUCUCCAGCUCUGGUCAGUUUUUGGUGGCAGGAGUCGGACAGGAGCACAGGUAACUGAACUAAUGAUCAUGUUUCCAUAGGAACUGUCAGGAGGCAUCAUUCUUAACCAAAGGGAAUUGUCAGUGCAGGUUUAUUUGCACUGAAGAAAGUGUCCACUAGAUGGCAGCGUUCUCACUUGUUCUGAGCUUUAGUAAUCAGCCCUUUAAAUGACACCAGUUGAUUGAAAUAGACUGAAAAUACAUUUACAGAUGGGUAACACUUUAUUUGACGCCUAUCUCUAUAACACAUAAAUAUAUGUAUAAUGGGUUAUAAUCAUGUUAAAGCACUGUAUAACCAGUUAUAAACACUCAUAAAUGAUCAUAAUGCUUUAUAUUAAUAAUCAUAACACAUUAUAAAGCAUUUUAUCAUGACUUACAAGGUCAGGUAUUAUAAUGUGUUUUAACUGUUAACAACUUACUGACAAUUCUCACAUAGAUAAUGCAUUAUACAUAUAUUUAUAUGUUAUAAUUUGCUUAUAAACUUGUAUAAAUAUCAUUAUAAUCACUCAUAUAUUAUCAUAAGGCUUUUUAACAAUAAGCAUAACACAUUAUAACACCUGACCUUGUAAGUCAUGAUAAACUGCUAUGUAAUGUGUUAUGAUUAUUGCUAUAAAGUAUUAUGAUCAUUUAUGAGGGUUUAUAACUAUAGUUAUACAGUCCUAUAACGUGAUAAUAACACAUUAUAAAUAUAUUUAUAAUGCGUUAUUUAGAUCAGCGUCAAGUAAAGUAUUACUGAAAGAUGUUUUUAUGUUCAUUUUUGAGAAAAUUUUCUUAACUGUUUGAAAAAAAAUAUAUUACUAGAAUACAAAAACCCCAAAUGUGCCUAUGGAAAAUGAGCAGCAGCUGAAAAGUGUGGUAAUGUUAAACCAUAUCUGUCACUGGAAAAAGCGCAGUGCUCUCUAUAACCAGGCCCUCUGCUAGCAGACCAACACCACCAACAACAAUAAAAGUGCAAUACUACACCCCUAACUAGUUCUUAAUCAUGUGCAAUAUCAGUAUCAUCAUCACAUCCAUACAUGUUUUUUAUUGGCACUGAUCUUUCUUUCUCUUUUAUGUUUUUUCAUACUUGUCUUUAAUACUGUUCUUCAGUUGCUCUGCUCUUUCUUUCUUUUUUUACUGUAGUUCCUUACCUUAUUAUUUUUUUUUUUUGUACCUGUUAUAAAUGCAUAUAAAGGCCUUAAUUCCUCAAUGAGGGAUGAAUAAAGGAAAAAAAAUCUACAGAACCAAAUCAGUAGACCUCACAGUAAAUAUCUGAUUUGGUUACUACAUUACAACACCUUUCAUAGUUUAGUUUGACAAGGAUAUCCAGCUGUGGGUUCAAUCUGGGUUUAUACAGCGUGAGCUCUCAUCUAAUCUCUGAAGUUAAUAAAAUCACUCUGAUAACCGUCAUAGCUGACAAUCUGAUCACAACCCAAAGUUUGCCGCGCCUCAAGCCAUUUUCAGGUUCUCCUGUAACAGCCGGCCCCAUCAGACCGGACUGAGGAGACUCAGGAACUUAACAGUCCAUUACUACUUUGAUAUCCAAUCAGAGUUUCCAGUUUUUAUACACUUUUUAUGUGUAACAUGAAUGGUUUCAGUGUUUCAUUUGACUGUGAAAUCAAGUGUUCGAGGUGUUUAUAGGAGAGUUGAAGCCCAAAGUUUUGGUCAGAUAUGAGCACUGGAGCUGGUGGAUCAGUUUAAAACACAAUGAUAUCAUACGCUGUCUAAAGUGAGUGAGAUUAUGAACAAGCUUUCAUCUCUUCCUCCUCUCUGUUUUGGAUUUGUCUCUGAGUUCUAACAGCAUGACUGUUUUUAUCCCUUGCCUCUGAUCUCGUGUUUGUUGUUUUUUCUGCAGGUUAGGUCGAUGGUGGCGACUCAAAGAAGCCAAAAACGGGAUCUAUCUUAUUCCUCUGAAAAGGAAAUCACCAAAUCCACAGGAAACCACAGUGGAUGAAUAGUGGACUGCUCAGUGUCUUUAAUUUUUGUAAAUUUUAGGUUUAAAAAUGGAUUUAUGUAUCAUGUUUCUGUUCAUUUUCUUUUAUAUGAAAAGAAUGUGAAAAUAUUUUCAAAUGGAGAAAAAUCCAAUGUUUUGUUUAUAAAGGAGUUCACAGCAAAUCUUUGUUCUGUUUUUUCAAGUUCUUGUCUGAGAAGUGCCUCUAAUACUUUGGUUAAGAGUCUGCAGUGUGUCCAUGUUGGACUACGUAUGGAUUUUCACAUUACUGAGGCUUUUGAAGGAGCCUGUACAUCAGGUCCAAGCUGACAAAGACCCAAGAUCAGAAGAUCUGAAGUUUUGUUUGUAACUUUGUAGCUCACUGUGAAUUUUUCUGAAAGUUUCUCUCAAAGUAAAAUAUUAAUUUCCGUGAGUCCUGUGGUUCGAAAAGCUUUUGUUUGAUUUAAAAGUGUCCACUUGAAGAUGACAGCCAAAAUAUUACAGUUUUUAUAGCAGAAUGAAACAGAUUUGGGAAAUGGAUUUAACCUAACUUCUUUAUUCAUGACAACCAUAACUGGAGUUGUUUUUUUUAAUAGAAUCUUGACUGAUAUUUUUAGUGCUGUUAUGUCUGAUAAAUAAUUAGGGGCUGACCGACUUACAGGUACUGAAGCUAUUUGCCAGUUGGCUGAGUAAUAGCCUCUACUCCACCUAUCACUGAUUUUGAGCCAAGAGAGCAUGAGUCGGCAUAGCAGAUGUGAUGACUGCCAUCUUUGGGCUUCGUAAUACUCUUAGAAAAUCAAUGUGGGAUGUCACUGGGAUUAGGUUUUAUACAGUCUACAAUUGAACCCUGGUCUUCCCUUCAGCAAGGGUAAUAUUGUCCUGUAACCUUCCCGCCUAUCCUCCAGAUCCUUGAGUCAGAUUUUUGUAGUUAUGUACGUCACUUUUGAAGAUCAUCAGUGGCUUCUUCAACCACAAAAAUGUAGCUGUGUUUCUAGAGGAUCUGCAGAAUUUUUAAAAUCAAGCAACAUAUCACUGGCAUCACCAUUAAAAAGAGAUUGAAUAAACUGUAGGAGAUUUAAAAAGCUCAAUAUAGUUACCCAUCAAACAUGAGACUUAAUGUACCCUCAGUACUUUGGUGUCCUUCAAUUAUGUCAACACAGUCGCAGAGAAAAGUUGCUUUCAUGUAAUUAUCUUCCAUCAGAAGUGAAAAUUGUCGUAUAAAUGUGACAAAUGUGAAUGUUUUUGGCACUUUCUUCUCAGCAGGUGUCCUCUGGUUUUGGCAGAUCUGUCCCUUUGACCAUCAUAAUGUGUUCAAUUACUUCAUAGAAUGGUUAUCUGAUGGUUUGUCCAUUAACGUUUGAAAAUAAAACAAUUUGUGGCAAUUUUCAA